UGGUGCGCUGCAUGCGAUGCCUUUGCUAUGACCUUUGCACGUUAACGUGACGUUUGAGACGGCUUUUAAAUCGCUGUCAAAGUGAGGGUGACCGUUUUCAGAACUACUCGUCUGCUAAAUUCAAAUAUUUUGCCGUUGAUCAUUUCAUUUUAAAAUUCGCCAAGAUGUCUGACAGGAAAUUUUUUGUUGGAGGUAACUGGAAGAUGAAUGGUAGCAAGAGUUCCAUUGAUGGCAUUGUUCAAUUUCUUUCAGCUGGUCCCCUAGAUCCAAAUACUGAGGUCGUUCUUGGUUGUCCAUCAAUAUAUAUGGAUUAUGCUAUUUCAAAGAUGCCAAAAACUAUUAAGAUUGCAGCUCAAAAUUGCUACAAAGUUCCUAGUGGUGCUUUUACUGGGGAAAUUAGCCCAGCAAUGAUCAAAGAUGUUGGAUCUGAGUGGGUUAUUUUAGGACAUUCAGAAAGACGUGCCAUUUUUAAAGAAGAUGAUGCACUUAUUGCUGAAAAAACGGCACAUGCUUUAGCAGAGGGACUCAAAGUAAUUGCUUGUGUUGGUGAACUUUUGGAAGAGAGAGAAGCUGGAAAAACACAAGAAGUUGUAUUUCGUCAAACAAAAGCAAUUGCUGACAAGGUUUCAGAUUGGAAGAGAGUUGUAAUUGCUUAUGAACCAGUAUGGGCCAUUGGAACAGGGAAAACAGCUAGCCCUGAACAAGCUCAAGAAGUGCAUGAACAAUUACGAAAAUGGUUGGCAGAUAAUGUUUCAGCUGAUGUUGCCAAGACCACUAGAAUUUUAUAUGGUGGCUCAGUCACUGCUUCUAAUUGCAAAGAGCUAGCCAAGAAACCUGAUGUUGAUGGCUUUUUGGUGGGUGGAGCAUCCCUGAAACCAGAAUUUGUACAGAUCAUCAAUGCUAGGCAAUGAGACUGAAACUUGUGCUUCUAUUUCUCUUUCAGUUCCUGAUUGCUGCGUAAAAAAUUUUUCAUUGUGCAAGUCUAAUAUGUGUUUUAUGUUCCAAAAUUUUACUGUAAUUUUUUUUAAAUCCUGUUUUCCUAUUGAUAUAGUUUAUGAACUGUCAGAUUCCUUGUUAUUUAGAUGUUUUUGUUGAAGAAAAUUAUGUUAAUUAUUAAUCAAGUCAUAAAGUAGAUCUGUGAAAGCUGAUGUGUAAAUCUGAAUCAUUGUCAAUGAAUUCAAUAUUGUCCUAUAUCUUUUCAUUGAAUAUGAAAUCAGUUGGUGUGUUAUAAUUUCCAAACAUUAAAUACCUCUUUUACAAUCAUUCAAAAACUGGCACAUUAAAAAAGUAUUAUGGCAUGAA
This is a messenger RNA of Argiope bruennichi, 1302 nucleotides long. RefSeq names its product triosephosphate isomerase-like (gene Tpi). The coding region runs from base 165 to 911 and encodes 248 amino acids. Gene Ontology annotation, cellular component: cytosol. The transcript is spliced from 8 exons. The record is from RefSeq and is a predicted model, not a curated record. Lineage: Eukaryota; Metazoa; Arthropoda; Arachnida; Araneae; Araneidae. Gene Ontology annotation, molecular function: triose-phosphate isomerase activity. Gene Ontology annotation, biological process: glycerol catabolic process; glyceraldehyde-3-phosphate biosynthetic process; gluconeogenesis.